Messenger RNA from Symbiodinium sp. CCMP2456, 1515 nucleotides. The record is from the annotation of a GenBank genome assembly. Lineage: Eukaryota; Dinophyceae; Suessiales; Symbiodiniaceae.
AUGGGCCUAUCUCCGAUUCGUGUUCGCAGGUGGUUCCAGCAGCAUCAUCGGAUGACAUUCCACGCUUACCUGCGGACGCGCCGGAUUGGCUUGGCCGUCGAUAUGCUGCAAACGGGAUUGGAUGUCACGUCCACGGCACUCGAUAGCGGAUUCGAGUCGUUAAGUGGCUUCCGCGAUAGCCUGCGGAAAUGGACCGGGCAAACGCCGACCGAUGCCAAGUCAGGCGAACCGAUUCUUGUCGAUCGUAUUCUUACUCCGCUCGGUCCCAUGCUUGCCGCAGGGAACGACGCUGGACUUUGCCUGCUAGAAUUUGCCGACCGCAAGAUGCUGCCGAAACAGUUUCAGCGGAUUAGCAAGCUUUAUCGCCAACCCAUCUUGCCGGGCAGCCAUGCGGUGCUCGCACAAACGGCCAAUCAAGUGGCUGAGUACUUUGAUGGAACGCGAACAUCCUUUGACUUGCCACUGCGAAUGGACGGUACUCCUUUUCAGGAAUCGGUCUGGCAGCAGCUGCGGAAGAUCCCGUUUGCGGUAACGUGUUCGUACAGUAAACUUGCCGAAAUGCUGGGGCGACCGACCGCUUCGCGUGCCGUGGGACGUACCAACGGUGAUAACCGAUUCGCGAUCGUUAUUCCAUGUCAUCGUGUCGUCCGAAGCGAUGGUCACCUGUGCGGGUAUGCCGGCGGACUUUGGCGAAAGAAGUGGCUCCUGGAGCACGAACGAAUCGAGAUCGAGUUCCGGAAUGGUCUUCCAUUGAUCAUCGUGACUCGAAACGAGUUUACGUUUGCGUUCUUCGCUUCCAAUAAAGGAAUGAAUGAAACGCCUAAAUCGAAGUCUGGUCCCUCGGUGCCUGCCAUGCGUGGUCUUGUCGGAGAUGGUACGCAUCUCGGGCUGAUGGAUUACCUGCGUAAGAUCCUCAAUGCCCAAGUCUACGAUGUCGCUCACGAGUCGGCAUUGGAACGUGCCGAGAAGCUUUCCAAGCGACUGCAGAACAACGUUUGGCUGAAGCGAGAAGAUAGUCAGAAGGUGUUCAGCUUCAAGCUUCGCGGGGCAUUCAACAAGAUGGCCCAGCUUUCGCCAGAGCAACUUCAGCGAGGCGUUAUUUGUGCUUCGGCCGGCAAUCAUGCACAGGGGGUCGCCCUGUCGGCAAGUCAUCUCGGCUGCACCGCCACGAUCGUCAUGCCGAAGACGACGCCAAAGCUGAAGAUCGAAGCGGUCAAAGCACUCGGUGGGAAUGUGGUGCUGCAUGGCGAAAGCUUCACCGACGCUUACCAACACGCGAACGAACUGAGCAGCACCAACGAAAUGACGUUCGUCCAUCCGUUCGACGACCCCGACGUGAUUGCCGGGCAAGGCACGAUCGCGAUGGAGAUCUUGCGGCAACACCAAAAACCGAUUCACGCUAUCUUCGUAGCCAUCGGCGGCGGCGGGAUGAUCUCGGGGGUGGCCGCCUACAUCAAAGCAGUCCGCCCAGACAUCAAAGUGAUCGGCGUUCAGACGAACGACUCCGACGCCAUG